AAAGGAACCAGAAAGGAAGAAGGGGCGGGUAGGAGGAAGGGAGCGGCGACCUUCAAUGCCUUUUCUCGUUCGUUCGAGCCGGGCAGCGAAGCGUGCUGUGUGAAAAGAAAGGUGGCCAGGACUUGUAGUAGAUGCUGCUCCCUCUGCAGCAGCCGGCGCUGCCUUUCUCUCGCUCGCCUUCUCCGCAUCGGUAUAUCAGAUGAAGAGACUUAAUAAGAUUGAGCUAGCAAGAUCAACAGAUUCUCCAUCCACCACAAUUAACAGGCUAGAGUAAAUGCCUGCCACACAGGAUGAGACACCUUCUGAGUCCUCUGUAACAUCCAAGGGAAUCGUAGAGAAGUAGUGCUUCACUUUGUACUGGUUUUCAGAGUUGCAGCCAUAUGUCUUUUACUAAUGGGCGUGAGCAAGCUAGAUGUCUUGUACAGGCGCCUUCUUCUCACUAAACUUUUCAUACAAGGAUGGGGUAGACCAGAAGACUUGAAAAGAAUAUUUGAAUUCAGAAAGAUUAUUGGAAACAGGGAAAAAUGUCAGAAUUUGGUUUCAAGAGAUUAUCCAGUGCACAUUAAUAAGGUGGAAGAGCAUUCAGACUGUAAACUCCUGGAUGGACACUUCAUUUCCCCCUUGGCUCAUUAUGUUCCAGGCAUCAUGCCAUCAGAAUCCGUCACAGCAAGGUUUCAGUUUAUAGUACCAAAGACAUGGAACAGCAAACACAGACCUGUGUGUAUUCAUUUAGCUGGCACUGGAGACCAUUACUUUUGGAGGCGGCGAACUUUGAUGGCCCGUCCAAUGAUUAAAGAGGCCAGCAUGGCUUCAGUAUUAUUAGAAAACCCUUAUUAUGGAUACAGAAAACCUAAAGAUCAGAGAAGGUCAUGUCUGAAAAAUGUUUCUGACCUGUUCGUGAUGGGAGGCGCUCUUGUGCUAGAAUCAGCUGCUCUUUUGCACUGGCUGGAGAGGGAAGGCUAUGGACCCCUAGGGAUGACUGGAAUAUCCAUGGGAGGACAUAUGGCAUCAUUAGCAGUGUCAAAUUGGCCUAAGCCAUUGCCACUAGUUCCUUGCCUCUCUUGGUCUACAGCAUCUGGUGUUUUUACUACGGGUGUACUCAGCAAAGCAGUGAAUUGGAGAGAACUAGAGAAACAAUAUUGUACUCAAAGUGUUUAUGAAGAAGAAAUAAUUCAAAUGCUUGAAUAUUGUGGAACAGAUUCAUUCAAGAUGGGACAAGACUUUGUUAAAAACUCUCCCAGCAGUGUGGAUAGUUUGAGAAAUCUGGAGCUGAAUUCUGGUAUGCUAAACCUGGAUAUCAGGAGUGAAGUUCUAUCUUCAGAAGUUAGUCGCUCUCUUGGCACUAACAAGGAUUCUCUAGAUCCCUCAGCGGAAGAACUGUUAGUACAAGAGGCGCAAAAAAUGCAGUAUGUAAAUCAGACAUUUUCUCCAACCACCAGUAAUAAGGACUUUUCCAGUGAAGGAAAGAAUCUGAUACGUGGAAGAAGAGACCGUUUACAAAGAGAAUCUCUAAGGUUCAUGAAGGGUGUGAUGGAUGAAUGUACCCAUGUAGCUAACUUUUCAGUUCCAGUUGACCCAACACUGAUAAUAGUUGUUCAAGCCAAGGAAGAUGCUUAUGUUCCAAGAACUGGAGUGCGUAGCCUUCAUGAAAUAUGGCCAGGAUGUGAAAUCAGAUAUUUGGAUGGAGGUCAUAUUAGUGCCUACCUCUUCAAACAAGGAUUAUUCAGGCAAGCCAUAUAUGAUGCAUUUGAACGUUUUCUCCAGAAAUAUGCUGUAUAGGUCUGUCUCACUGAACCUUUGUGUAGUCUUGCUCAGAGCUUUCUUCUUACACAUUAUGUUCCUCUGGUGGAUUAGUUGUUAUAUACAAAAUUAAAACUCACCAACUGAAUGACAUAGUCAGCAGUGUCUCAUAAGUAUGUAAUGGCAAUGGUGAUCUUGCAUUAAUCUUAUUUAUGACAAUUUUAGCCCGGUUUGUUAAUAGAGGCACUGUCUGUAAAAUAUGCUAUUUUUGAACCUAAUUUUAAUUGGAGUGUGCACACGUCAAUUGAAAAGAGACCAAUGUAGUACUGAUCAUUUUUUAAAUUUUCGUUUGUAUCGAUUUCAUUAUUUAGGUGCCUCAAUAUAUGAAACAGGAAUUCAAAGAUGCCAUUUUAACAUGCUAUGUAUACUACUUUCUGAUGCCCAUCACUGAUUCUUCAAGGAAAAUUAUUUGUCUGGGUGCCAUUCUUUUAAAUGGGCAUGGGGUGGGAGAAAGAAUUGUAUAUUCCUAUCCAGGAGAAACCAUAAAGCUGUUCACUGAAUGAGCUGCUACAACUGAAAUGAAAAUAUGAAGAUUUCUAUACAUGUGCUAGUAUUAAUAUUUUAAUGUUUUUUUCUUGAUUAAUAUUUCACUGUUUCACACCAUGUUGCACCAACAGAGAUAUUUACAUUACUGUAUUUUUUUUUAUUAUAGGAUUUUGUAUAUAUCUGGAAUAAUAGAUCCAUGAAAAUAUGGGGUGUUUGUCUAUGAAAGAAUAUUUCAGUAAAACGUGGAUCUUUAUGAUCUUUACAAUUCCAAUUGUAAAUGAUAACUUGAAAAAUAGUGAUAUUGAACUAAUUGGGAUAGAUGUGGAAAAAUAGGAAUGGAAUUCUACUCAUACAGGAAGGGCUUCUUGGUUCUUUGCCUUUAUAACCUGUGUUCCCCCAAGAAACUCUCUAGAGAGUUGAGCAACCUUAUAGAGUGGCAUUUAAAUACUCAGCAUUGAAUAAUGAAUGGUGGAACUGUCAGAAACUGGUAAAGUUGCUUUCUGCAAAAGAAAGUGUCUCUUCAAUGUGUCCAAAAACGUAUUUGAACCCAAGUCAUUUUAUACAUUAUAGAAAGUACUAUAUGAACAUAUCUGAGGUUGAAAAGUGUUUUCAUAAAAUCUUUAAAAUGAAGUGACACAAUGGAAUGCAUGUCUUCAGCUAUCAGCUAAGCAAUUUUUUUGUAUUGUAAUGUAAUGAACACUAGAUGUUUUACUGUUGAGCUUUCCAAGUAAGAUGCUUAGUAUUUUCUAUACUGAAAAUAAUAACACUCUAAAAAUAGCAUUGUAUUUUUAUAAUAAACAGAAAUGUCUUCUGUAAAUUAGCUAUUUUUUAAACACUGUACCUAAUGUACAAAGGCUGCAAUCAACUCACUCACUGAUGAGAAAAUCCACUUAUCUCCUGGAACUUCUGAGUAGACAUGUAUAGCAUUUCAUUGUAAGAUCUGGUAAAAAUCCAUCUCUCUUUUGUAGCAACUUUUUGAAAGAACCAAAACUGAAGCUGCAAACAUGUUGAAGACCUCAAUAAAAAUGUUCAGAUAAGAUUAAAGGAGCUGCUUCAACAGGAAUUCUAAUUUUUAAUGUCUUUGUUACUGCUGAUGCCUUGUAAAUAAAAAGCACAAUGUUUCUUGGCAAACUGCAAGUUAAAUUCAUUAGAAUUGGUAUUAAGGUGUUCAUUUAUACACAAAAUCCAGUGAACUAUAACUCCGCUGAUCAGUUGUACAGUGGUGCCUCGCAUAGCGAGGUUAAUCCGUUCCGGAUUCACCUUCGCUAUGUGAAAACUUCGUUAA
Molecule: messenger RNA, 3571 nt
Organism: Pogona vitticeps (central bearded dragon)
Lineage: Eukaryota; Metazoa; Chordata; Lepidosauria; Squamata; Agamidae
Source: RefSeq, a predicted model, not a curated record